AAGCAAAUAACAAGGAAAACUAGAAAGAAAACGACUAAGAAAUUUGUACACCAGAAGCGAUAAUACAACAUUCAGUCAUGGCAGCAAUUUCCUCUUACAUGGCUUGUACAAAAUUCUCCAUGUUGGGUUGGAUUGGAGCGAGAAGAGAAGUGAGAAACAGGAGGGCAUUCUCCAUCUCAGCUCAGCAGCAAGCUGAAGUCAAAGAUCAACCAGAAGAAGUGAAGGUACAGCAAGAAAAAGAACAACAGCAGGAGAAAACGAAGCCACAAGGAACACAACCUAGGCCUGUGGAACCACAAGUGAACGUAAAGAGCAAGAAUAUGAGCAGAGAAUAUGGCGGGCAGUGGCUGUGCAGUGUCACAAGGCACGUUAGGAUUCACGCAGCCUACAUUGAUCCUGAAACCUGGGAGUUCGAUCAAACUCAGAUGGACAAGCUUACUCUUCUUCUUGAUCCCUCAAAUGAGUUUCUCUGGACUCCCGAGACUUGCAAUAAGGUUUACUCUUACUUCCAAGAGCUUGUGGAUCACUACGAGGGUGCCCCUCUGACCGAGUACACGCUUCGCCUAAUUGGUUCGGACAUAGAGCACUACAUAAGGAAGCUGCUCUAUGAUGGGGAAAUCAAAUACAACAUGAACGCAAACGUCCUCAACUUCAGCAUGGGGAAGCCACGCAUUCUGUUUAACGAAGGCCAACCUUCAGAUGCACAAUGAUUACAUUUUAAUUAGCAAAAUGGCUGGGGAAAACUUGAGCCAUGCAGUCUCUUACGUUUGUGACAAGAUAUCAUUAAAAAACUAGCAUUCCUCACAACAUCCAUUUUGAAAAUUAUACAAAGCCCAUGAUAAUCUCAGUGUACAACAUAAAUAUAUUGGAAAUCUUUGUUUCAUGUGCCGUCAACAAA
Molecule: messenger RNA, 898 nt
Organism: Alnus glutinosa
Lineage: Eukaryota; Viridiplantae; Streptophyta; Magnoliopsida; Fagales; Betulaceae
Product: NAD(P)H-quinone oxidoreductase subunit M, chloroplastic
Exons: 2
Coding region: 78-710 (210 amino acids)
Molecular function (GO): oxidoreductase activity, acting on NAD(P)H, quinone or similar compound as acceptor
Source: RefSeq, a predicted model, not a curated record